Suillus clintonianus is the source of this 4386-nucleotide messenger RNA. RefSeq names its product DNA topoisomerase. Gene Ontology annotation, biological process: sister chromatid segregation; DNA topological change; resolution of meiotic recombination intermediates. The record is from RefSeq and is a predicted model, not a curated record. The transcript has 17 exons. Gene Ontology annotation, molecular function: DNA topoisomerase type II (double strand cut, ATP-hydrolyzing) activity; DNA binding; ATP binding. The coding region runs from base 94 to 4377 and encodes 1427 amino acids. Gene Ontology annotation, cellular component: nucleus. Lineage: Eukaryota; Fungi; Basidiomycota; Agaricomycetes; Boletales; Suillaceae.
GACGCGUUUGGCGGGAACCGUGACGCGACCGCGGUUUGUGCUACCAUUAUUGUUCAUCAAUCAACAUCAACUACCGGGCGACUAUUUUCAACAAUGAGCUCUUCAGAAGGGGAGAGCUUCGACCUUGAAAACGUCUCAGGUACAGAGAGUGAGGACUACGCUCCUCCUAUCAAGAAGCCAACGAAGGUACCAGCAAAGAAGACCAUCGCGACGAAACCCACAUCAAAACCUUUGAAACCUCCUGUUAAAUCCAAGGCUGUACCUAAGAAAAAGAUACUCGUGGAUAAGGACGACAAUGCAGACCACAGCGCAAUGGACGUUGACGAAGUUGAUUCAGGCGAUGAGAGUGCAGGGUCAUCCAAACCGAAGGCUCCAGCCCCGCCGAAGAAGAACAAGACAGCGUCGGAAACUUACACCAAAUUGUCUCAACUAGAGCAUAUUCUAAAACGUCCUGACUCCUACAUCGGAAGCGUUGAGACAAUCACAGUACCAAUGUGGACGUAUGACUCAGAGAACAAACGCAUGGUUCAUAGAGAGGUCAAAUAUGUCCCGGGUUUCUUCAAGAUUGUGGACGAGAUUCUUGUCAACGCUGCAGAUAACAAGAUAAAUGACUCAGGCAUGGAUACCAUUAAAGUGAACAUUGACGUCGAACUGGGCGUUAUCUCUGUCUACAACAACGGCAAGGGCAUUCCCAUAGAGAUGCACUCGCAAGAGAAAAUGUACAUCCCCGAAUUGAUCUUCGGUCACUUGCUCUCUUCAUCCAACUAUGAUGACGACGAGAAGAAGCUCACCGGUGGCCGUAAUGGUUACGGUGCCAAGCUUGCCAAUAUCUACUCUCAUGAAUUCACCGUCGACACUGCAGACAAGAACACAAGCCAGAAGUACAAGCAGAUAUGGACGAACAAUAUGAGCAAGGUCGGCACUGCAAAGAUUACAAAGAACGGAAAGGGCGAGGAGUACACGAAGGUCACCUUCAAGCCGGACUUGAAGCGUUUUGGCAUGCAGACCAUCGACGAGGACACCCUGUCUUUGCUGAAGCGGCGCGUGUACGAUCUCGCGGGCACAGUGAAGGAUGUCAAGGUUUUCCUGAACGACGAGCGUUUGAAGAUCAAGAACUUCAAGCAGUAUGUCGAAAUGUACCUCAACUCUGCUGCAGCAGAGGCAUCAGAGACAUCAGGAGGGGCGGCGCAGGGAAAACCAGCCAUGAUAUAUGAGCAGAUUGGCCCGCGGUGGGAGGUAGCGUUCGCCGUAUCAGAUGGUACAUUCCAUCAGGUCUCUUUCGCCAACUCCAUCGCAACCACGAAGGGCGGCACGCAUGUCAACCACAUGGCAGACCAGAUUGCGAAGAAUCUCAUCGCUGCCAUUGGUAAGAAAAACAAGGGCGCGACUGUGAAGCCUGCACAAAUUAAGAACCACAUGUGGAUCUUUGUCAAUGCUCUCAUCGAGAACCCAACAUUCGAUAGUCAAACUAAGGAGACGCUGACAUUAACUGCCUCCAAGUUUGGCACGAAGCCCGCAUUAUCUGAAGACUUCAUGAAGAAAGUUCAGAAAUCAUCGAUUAUUGAUCACGUUCUCAACUGGGCAAAGUUCAAGGCUGACCAGCAGAUCAAGAAAACUGAUGGGAGCAAGCGCAACAGGUUGACUGGAAUGACCAAACUCGCCGACGCAAAUAAUGCAGGCACAAAGCAGGCUGAAAGAUGUACGCUAAUCUUAACCGAGGGUGACUCUGCAAAAGCUUUGGCUGUAGCCGGACUGGGUGUUGUUGGUCGCGAUAAUUUUGGCGUCUUCCCGCUCCGUGGAAAGUUGCUCAACGUCCGGGAAGCGAAGCAUGACCAAAUUAUGAAGAACGAAGAAAUUCAGAACAUCAAGAAGAUUAUGGGUCUUCAGCACAACAAGGAGUACAGCAAUGUGGCCAGUCUGCGGUAUGGACGCUUGAUGAUCAUGACGGAUCAGGAUCAUGAUGGAUCUCAUAUCAAGGGUCUGCUCAUCAAUUUCUUGGAUCACUUCUACCCGUCAUUGUUGAAGUUGCCGAACUUCUUGGUUGAGUUUGUGACACCUAUCGUGAGGGUGACGAAAGGAAAACAACGGAUCGAUUUCUUCACUAUUCCAGAGUAUGAGCAGUGGCUGGAGGAUACCCCCGAUGCUCACAAGUGGGACUCGAAGUACUACAAGGGUCUUGGAACAAGCAAGGACUCCGAUGCCCGCUACUACUUCAGCAACAUGGCUAAACACAUGAUCCCUUUUGCAACAACACAAGAUGGCGAUAGGGAGCUGAUUGACCUCGCCUUCAGCAAGAAGAAGGCUGAUGAUCGAAAGGAAUGGCUUCGCCAGUUCAAGCCUGGGACAUAUCUCGACCACAACAUCGACGAAAUUCCUUACUCAGAUUUCAUCAACCGAGAGUUGAUUCUGUUCUCCAUGGCUGAUAACGUUCGUUCUAUACCGUCAGUAGCGGAUGGCCUCAAGCCUGGUCAACGCAAGGUCAUCUGGGGUUGCUUCAAGCGUAAGCUGAAGAAGGAAAUCAAGGUUGCGCAACUCGUAGGUUACAUCUCCGAGGUCGCCGCAUACCACCAUGGUGAAGCCAGUUUGACUAUGACCAUCGUGAACUUGGCCCAGGACUACGUUGGCAGCAAUAACUUGAACUUGCUCCUGCCCAAUGGUCAGUAUGGUACGCGUGACCAGGGCGGUAAAGACCAUGCCUCGGCUCGUUAUAUCUUUACCGAGCUGUCGGCCUUGAGCCGCGCCGUCUUCAACCCCGCAGAUGCUCCCCUGUUGACCUACCUGAAGGAAGACAGUGACUGGAUUGAACCCGAGUAUUACAUACCUGUCAUCCCGCUUGUCCUCGUGAAUGGCGCUGAGGGCAUUGGAACUGGUUGGAGCACGACAAUUCCCUGCUACAACCCGGUUGACAUCGUGGAUAAUCUGCGCCGCUUGAUGGCAGGCGAAGCGAUGGUCCCGAUGUUACCUUGGUGGCGUGGCUUCAAAGGCACAAUUAAGAAAGUCAGCGACCACAAGUACGACGUCAUUGGUAUUGUCCGCAAAGUCAAUGACACCACCGUCGAGGUUACGGAGCUCCCGAUUCACAAGUGGACUCAAACCUACAAGGCUGAGCUCGAGGCCAUGAUUGGUGAAAAGGGUGAUGGAAUUAUCAAGGACUACAAGGAACACCACGAUAAUGUGAACAUCCAUUUCGUGAUUAGCAUGGCUCCGGGGGGCCUGGAGAAGGCUGAGGAACAGGGUCUCACGGAGUUCUUCAAGUUGACGUCCAAGAUCAACACAAGCAACAUGAUGGCGUUCAAUUUCGAGAACAAGAUCCAAAAGUACGCCUCCCCUGAGGAGAUCAUCGAAGAAUUCUACCCGCAACGGCUUGCUUACUACCAGAAGCGAAAGGAAUACCUCGCGAAUGAGCUGCAAACGCAAUUUGAGCGCCUUUCGAAUCAGGCACGGUUCGUGAAGAUGAUUGUGGACAAGGAGCUCGUCGUGUCGAAUCGCAAGAAGAACGAUCUUAUGGCUGAGUUGCGCAGGCUCAAGUUCCGACCAUUCCCCAAAGUGAAGAAGGCGAAGGCUGCUGCUGGCGAGAUGGAGGAUGUUGUCCAGCUCGAAGACGAAGAAGAUGAAGCGGAAGAGACGGACAAAGAUGCUGGAGCGACCGACUAUGACUACUUGCUUAGUAUGGCUAUCUGGAGCUUGACGAAGGAGAAGAUUGACAAACUCCUGCAACAAGCGGCAGACAAGGAUGUCGAACUUCUUGCUCUUCUUGAGCGCAGUCCCAAUGAUCUUUGGAAUGAGGACCUGGAUACUUUCCUGAAAGAGUGGGAGAAAUCAUGUCAAGAGUUUGACAACAAGUCCUUACUCGACGCUAACGGCAAGAAGGUCAAGAAGAAGCAAACAACGCUUGAACAUCGCAAGUCGCUACCUGGUGCUGGGCGGAAGAAGGUGAAAGCAAACUCCGAUUCAGAGUUCGAGAUGGUCCCAGCUGCACAAGUGAAGGGCAAGGGCAAAGCCAAAGCUAAGGAGGAAGCUCCCAAACGGAAAAGCCCCAAGGCAGAGGAGGACAGCGAUGAAGACUACAUCAAGCCUGCGGCGAAGAAGAUGAAGGUCACUCAGGCCCCGGUAACCGACUUCUUCGACAAGAAACCAUCUGGCCCCUCGGAGCCCAAAAAGCCUGUCGCUCGAAAACCCUCGAGCAGCAAGCCGGCUCCUGCGAAGAAAGCUGUAGCCAAAAAGGAGAGCGAUGACGAGAUCGUCAUAAAGAGUGACUCGGAUGCACCACCUGCACCGCCGAAACGGCCAGCACGAGCAAAGACCAAGAAGUAUAUUGAGAUAGAGUCAGAUUCUGUUUCGGAGACGGAAAACGUGUCUAUGUUUGAGGAUGACUGAGUUUACCAU